Suricata suricatta (meerkat) is the source of this 723-nucleotide messenger RNA. RefSeq names its product leucine-rich repeat-containing protein 37A2-like. The transcript has a single exon. NCBI's taxonomy places the organism in Eukaryota, Metazoa, Chordata, Mammalia, Carnivora, Herpestidae. The annotation marks the transcript as partial. The record is from RefSeq and is a predicted model, not a curated record.
UCGAAUGUGGCUCCCAGAACACCCGAGGCCAAACUGGACCACAAUUCCAGAAAGGAAAGUUUACUCAGUAAAAUCCUGAGGGUCCCAAAGAGGCCUCCGUUCUCUGCAGUCAGGAGCCUCAUAAAUUCCCCUUUACGAGAGGAUUUUUCAUCUCCGGGACAACUGAGUCCUCAGGAAAAUCCUGUCCUUUCAGAAAUUUACAGAGAAAACACAACUGUAGAGAACACUACUGCACAAAAUGUCUUUGCAGAAAAUAUUUUUACAGGAAACACUAGUGUGCCAGAACAAACCGCCCCUGAAUUCACAAGCCUUAAGAAUCUUUCCACGGCUCAUUCUACCGUUACUGCAGACCGCUCCGUGCCCACCGCUGAAGGAACCAAUGAUACGCAAUGGGAAUCCCACCCUGUGGGCACUGGCCUGCCCUCAAAGGCCACAGGCUUCACCGAGUCCAACCUCUCGUCCCCAGGUGAUCUGUUUGAAAUUCAGUUAAACCAGCAGCUAGGGGCCCUCAUCCCCAACAAUGACGUGAGAAGGCUCAUUUCUCAUGUUGUCCGGACCUUGAAAAUGGACUGCUCUGAGACCCACGUGCGGCUGGCCUGUGCCAAGCUCAUCUCCAGAACAGGGCUCCUGAUGAAGCUUCUCAGCGAGCAGCAAGAGCUAAAGGUGUCCAAGGCAGAGUGGGAUACGGAUCAAUGGAAAAAUGAGAACUAUAUCAAUGAGAGC